Pelagomonas calceolata is the source of this 494-nucleotide messenger RNA. Lineage: Eukaryota; Pelagophyceae; Pelagomonadales; Pelagomonadaceae. The record is from the annotation of a GenBank genome assembly.
CUGCUAUCAGCAUUCAUCUUUGCCUCCCUUUGAGCGCUUGUGCGCUUGUGUCCGCAUGAUGCGCUAGCAGUGCGCCCGUCGCGCGCAAAGCUCGCUUGGACCCUUUGCCUCAGUGUUCGCUACUUUAUCGGUGUAGCCCUCCAGCACCCAGUGCCAGCGGCAGUGCCAGCAGCAGCACUGGUUUGCCGAUGUCCUCCUCCGACGACGACGACGACGCAGCCUCCACCGCAAGGAAAGCCCUCAAACGACUGCGCAAAGCCCUCGCCGCGCUCCCGCCGCGCGACGAGCAGCGCAACGCGCUGCCGCCCGCGGCGCGCGCGAGCUGCGACGUCGCCGCGGCGUUCGCGCUCUGCGCGGCACUGCACGCGAAGCAUCGAUUGGCCGGCGGCUGGCCCGUGCACGCGGAGCUGCAGCGCUGCAAGGCGUUGAUGGUGCGCGCGCGCGCGGCCGAGGCGGAACUGCGGCCGCGCGUCGACGCCGCCGCGGCCGCGCGG